Messenger RNA from Cariama cristata (Red-legged seriema), 282 nucleotides. RefSeq names its product scale keratin-like. Gene Ontology annotation, cellular component: intermediate filament. The annotation marks the transcript as partial. The record is from RefSeq and is a predicted model, not a curated record. NCBI's taxonomy places the organism in Eukaryota, Metazoa, Chordata, Aves, Cariamiformes, Cariamidae. The transcript has a single exon. Gene Ontology annotation, molecular function: structural constituent of cytoskeleton.
AUCAACCGCCCCCAGCCCCUCGCUAACAGCUGCAACGAGCCAUGCGUCCAUCAGUGCCCUGACUCCACGAUUGUGAUCCAGCCACCUCCCAUCGUUGUCACCUUCCCUGGCCCCAUCCUCAGCUCCUUUCCCCAGGAUUCAGUUGUGGGAUCCUCUGGAGCACCCGUCCUUGGGGGCUAUGGGGGUCUGUACAGCUAUGGGGGCUCUCUGGGUUACAGGGGUCUGUAUGGCUAUGGUAGACCCUAUGGUGUUGGCUAUUGCAACCGUUACUCCUACGGCUAA